AUGACUCUCAUAGAGGAGCGACCUGAAUGUCAACGCAACAUCAGACAGGCUCACAGCAAUUAUGUUAAAGACAUCAUUAGCCCGGAAGCAAAGCAGAACCCCAAAAAGUUUUGGUCCUUCGUAAAAAGUGGGAAACAGGAAGCCUCAGGUGUGGCUCCACUUAGGAACACUGAUGGAUUGAUCCACAGCGACCCGAAUAUAAAAGCUAAUAUCCUCAACAAACAAUUUAAAUCUGUCUUCACAAAAGAGGAUACUAACACAAUGCCAGAUAAGGGACCUAGUCCCUAUCCACAAAUGGCACCGAUUAUCACCGGAACCACAGGUGUUGCCAAGUUUCUUAAGAACUUAAACCCACACAAGGCAACAGGACCUGACUCGAUAUCGUCUCGCUUCCUGAAAGAGUUAUCAUCGGAACUAGCGCCUGCUCUUGCACACAUUUUCAAUUUUCAAUUAAUGUGGGGCAAGUCCCAGAUGACUGGCGAAUGGCACAUGUGGUGCCCCUCUUUAAGAAAGGAGACAAGACACAUUAACCAGACCACAGCCAAAGCCUCCAGAUCUGUUGGAUUCCUGCGUAGGAACCUCAGGAGCUGUCCUCAGGAAGUAAAGAGUCAAGCCUACACAACUUUAAUGAGACCUGUCUUCGAGUACGCCAGUGCUGUCUGGGAUCCCUACCAGCAUCAACAAAUCCAACAAAUGGAAAAUGUACAACGCCAGGCUGCCAGAUUUGCAAUGGGUGACUUUUUCUCGGGGAACCUGGUUGCUUAA
Molecule: messenger RNA, 765 nt
Organism: Mytilus trossulus (common blue mussel)
Lineage: Eukaryota; Metazoa; Mollusca; Bivalvia; Mytilida; Mytilidae
Exons: 3
Coding region: 1-765 (254 amino acids)
Biological process (GO): cell adhesion involved in heart morphogenesis; larval heart development
Cellular component (GO): extracellular matrix
Source: RefSeq, a predicted model, not a curated record